Molecule: messenger RNA, 1455 nt
Organism: Thecamonas trahens ATCC 50062
Lineage: Eukaryota; Apusomonadida; Apusomonadidae
Exons: 2
Coding region: 1-1428 (475 amino acids)
Cellular component (GO): Set1C/COMPASS complex
Source: RefSeq, a predicted model, not a curated record
AUGGCCGAGUCUGUGUACCUUCAAGGAACGGUGGGUGAGGCCCUUGCCGAGGCGCUCACCGAGGUGGCAGUCAAGCAGCCGAACGACCCCAUCGAGUACCUUGCCCACUGGCUCAUCAAGCACACAGACAACCUCAAGGCCCGCGAAAAGAGCUACCAAGAGCGGGCACUGCUCGAGCGCGAGCGGCUGGAGAAGGAGCACGAGGAGGAGCAGGCCCGGAUGAUGCGGGAAGAGGAGGUGCGCGUGCUGAAGCGCCAGGCCAUGGAGCGGGCAAAGCGCCUGGAGGAGGCCCGCAAGACCCUGCAUGUCCAGCGCCUGGACCUGUACCAGGAGAAGAAGGCCGAGCUGGAGGAGGACUUGACCACCCGGACGCGCAAGGUCUUUGUCGCCGGCCAGGACUCGAUGGAGGACGACCACCUUGAGGAGCUCCCGCUGACAACCAUCGAGAAGGACGUCGCUCUCCUCGACUUUGUCGCAAACGCACUCAAGGCCAUCGCGGGCAUCUCGGACUACGUCCCGCCCAAGGACGAGUCCGCCGACGCCGCUGCAGACGGCCAGUUCCCGCUCGCCGCUGCCGCCUCGGACGAUGAUGACGCCGAUGACGAUGACGACGCCGGCGACGCCGAUGCUGACGCCGAUGCUGAUGCCGAUGCCGAUGCCACGCCGCAGGAUGAUGAUGCCGACGCGCCGCCCACAGGCGAUCACACUGGCGAGUCCGACUACGACGACGACGAGCCGCGCGCAGAGACCGAGGCCUCGUCCGUCGGCCCGCCGCCGUUUGAGGACCGGCUUCCCAACGUGCUCUCGGACGAGGGCAAGACCGGGCUCGAGCUCCUCCGCCACCAGGUUCUCACCGAGUGGACGCCCGAGACCAACCCGACGCUCUUCAAGGUCAUCCGCGGCGUCAUGUUCAUGCUUGGCUUCUCCAAGGCCUCCACCGAGGACAACGACAAGAUCGCCGAGCUCCUCAACCGCGAGAGCCCCUCGGUCGUCGACCUCAUGCUCCGCGUCAAGUUUGCCGAUCUGCCCAAGCCAUCCAAGUUCAAGCGCGUCGCCCGCGCCACCCGCGGCCUCGACGUCCGCAACCUCGUCUCCACCUCGCCACUCGGCUCGUACCCGGCCUACGUCAUGCUCGAGUGGCUCCGUGCGGGCGUCACCCUCCGAAACGACGUCGUCAACGAGCGCCUCGACGCAGGCGAUCCGCUCGAUGCCGUCGAGGACCAGGCCUUCCGCGUUGGCGAGGCCGGCGAGCCCGACGACGAGCCCGAAGCAUCCGACUACGACUCGGACUCGGACUGGCUCACUCUCUUUGACGACCAUGAGGGCAACGAGUCCGGCACUUCGUACGAUGACGGCGCUGGCGGCGACGCCUCGGAGCGCUACUCGGUCUCGGGCUCGUACUACGGCGAGUCGGACUACGAGUACUGAGCGCGUAAACGCUCCCUCCCCUUUUCC